CACUCUCUCAGGGAGUUGGUUUUCACUUCCUGUGCUCGCCGAGCCUUUGUCUCCGCUGGACGCAGCUGAAGGCGCAGCCGAGGGGUGAAGGCACGGCGGGGCGGCGGGGACACCCCGCUCCCGGCAGCAGCUUCAGGCAGAGCGCCCAGGUGGGGUUGAGAGCACAUGCCUGGGGGCGAGGUGCAGGGUCAGGACACCUCGGGGCGAGCCGGAAUCCCGAGCGUAGCCUCGGCCGAGCCGCUUGCCCCGGGUUGGCAUGCACUUGAACAUUGUCCCUCUUACCUUCAUAUGUCUUCUCCCUUCCUUUAGGAAAGGACUGAAGUCUUAAAACAGUGAGAAUCGGGGCGCCAAGAUGGCCAGAAGGAGCCCGGGUCCAUGGUUUGUACCCUGGCUCUGCUUGGUGCUGGUGUCGGACUUGAGCGGAGGACAGAAGGAAAAACCCUUCGGCGAAAUGUGCCUGGAGGACUUUACGGCAGGGCUGCCGGACUGGGUGCUGGACACGGACGCCUCCGUCCAGAACGGAGCCACCUUCUUGUCGUCCCCCAUGGUGCAUCGGAGCAGGGACUGCAUGAGAGCCUGCUGUAAGGACCCCGCUUGUAACCUGGCUCUCGUGGAGCGGGGCCCGGGCUCGGAGGAAGACCGCAUCCAGGGCUGCUUUCUCCUCAAUUGCCUCUAUGAGAAGGCUUUCGUUUGCAGGUUUGCCAGGAAAAUCGGCUUUCUCAACUUCUUGAAGAAGGACGUGUAUGAUUCCUACCUGGCAAUGCAGAAUCACAGACCUAGUGAUGACCACCCUCCAAUAGCUCGCGCUGCUAAGGACAUGAGGGUACAGCCAGGGGAGCCAGUGAUGCUGAGAGGCACAGAGAGCACGGAUGACCAUGGGAUAGUCAGCUAUGAAUGGAAACAGAUCCUUGGCGACCCCUCUGCAGAGAUGAAGAAGCAUGAAGAAGACCAGGUAGAAAUCUCCAACCUCCAGGUGGGGACUUACGUCUUCCAGCUCAUUGUCACAGACACUGCACAGCAGCAAGACUUUACCAACAUCACCAUCAUGGUGCUGAGCUCUGAGCAGACAGAAGAGCAUUGUUUGACUCCAAAGAAGGUGGGUUGGUGUCGGGGAUCUUUUCCACGCUGGUUUUACAACCCGAGCCUUCAGCAGUGUGAGGAGUUCAUUUUUGGUGGCUGCAAGCCCAACAAGAAUAACUACUUACGGGAAGAAGAGUGUGCACUUGCCUGCAAAAAUGUCAGAGGUUCUGUUGGUGGGCGACAACAGCCAGUAUGCAAUGGGAACUGUCAGGCCCCCUUCUUCAGAUGCAAGGAUGGUUGCUGCAUCGAUGCCUAUCUGGAGUGUGAUGAAACUCCCGACUGUGCUGAUGAAUCUGAUGAGUUGUACUGUGAGCAAUAUGCUCAUGAGUUCAAUAGACUGCAGAAAAUCAAUGUUACACAUAAGCAAGGCCACUGUGUGGACUUGCCUGAUACUGGACAGUGCACUGAGAGCAUCUCCCGCUGGUACUAUAACCCAUUCCUGGAGAAAUGUGACCCCUUCACCUACGGGGGCUGUGGUGGCAACAGCAACAACUUUGAACAAGAGGAAGAGUGCAUGAAAUCAUGUUCAGGCAUCACAAAAGCAGAUGUAAUUGGCCGAAGAUGGGAAUCAUUUGAGUCCCAAACUGCUAUGUUAAGUGCCUUUGAGGUAGUGAUUGCUGUGCUCCUCGGGAUCUGCAUCAUGGUGGUCCUGGUGUUCAUUGGCUAUUUCUUCCUGAAGAAAAGGAAGAAGAGCAGCCACCGCCAUCAGCCUCCCACUGCUACCAACUCAACCCUCUCUACCACAGAGGACACUGAGCGUCUGUUCUACAGCAGUGCCACCAAACCAGUCUGACCUACAGCCUCUCUCCCCAGUUCACCACUGGGGCACUCCCCAGAAUUUCUGGAGUUCUGCUUUUAGACACAGGUUUGUGCCUGAAGGACUCGUUUUCUGUGAAGACAUUUGGAGCGUCAGGCCAAGAUUUAACUGUGAUUUGGCAGUACUAGUAUUUGUGAUUGUCUAGGCUAAAUGGCUGCUCUGGAAAGUGAGGAACUGGGAGCAUUUUAUUGCUCUCUGACAUCCACCAGUUCCUAACCUCAAACAACCUAGUGAAAUUCUGAAUUAUGUCUUUCUUCCUGCUCAAAUCUGGGGCACAACUUUGCUCAGCUUCCUGAAGGAACCUGGAACUGGAUCUGUGUAGCAUUCAUGUUGGUGAAUGGUGCAAGCUCACCAGAGCCAGCAAUUUAUUUUCAGUGUCACUUUCUGCCACUUAACUUUGUAUUUUCCUCCCCUUCUGGAAGGUGCUCUGCCUUUUAGCAGUCUGCCUGGUUGUGGUGCAUCCCUCAAGAUCUGUGGGAUUCACAUAAUCAUUCAGACCUGAUCCAAGGGCUCUCUGACACUGUCUGGCAGUUCCUGUUUUCAACAUGGAUGGAAACAGAAAUACCUCCUUAAGUCACUAAGCUUUGUUUUUUAACAGAAAAGCACAUCUAGAUGUUUUGCUGGCUGGCUGCUGUGUUUCAGUCUCCUGUGUACAGUACAUGUUCAUCAUUUUUCUCUCAGUGAGUUGCCCUGGUUGCUUUCCCAGUGUUCAGGCUGAACCCAAACACAUUGAGAAAAUAUCUAUUUAUUCUCACAUGAAGUAAAUGUCUGUACUUUUCCUGCUGAUUGUGCAGAAAAGCUACAGCUCUGAUUUUACUGCAUUUUCCUCUGAGCACACUGCCUGACCUGACUCCCUGGCAUCUCCCAGUGCACAGGAGUGGGCUGGAUACCACCAGCUAAUAUCCACAGGCUCCCUUGCUCCUGCUGGCUUGUCCCUCCUGAUGAAAGAUGAGCCCAGACCAGCUCUGGGAGGUCCAAAGCUCAUCUCUGACCCCAAGGCAGCAUGUG
Messenger RNA from Lonchura striata (white-rumped munia), 2905 nucleotides. The record is from RefSeq and is a predicted model, not a curated record. Lineage: Eukaryota; Metazoa; Chordata; Aves; Passeriformes; Estrildidae.